Messenger RNA from Uloborus diversus, 4161 nucleotides. RefSeq lists its product as uncharacterized. Gene Ontology annotation, biological process: DNA integration. Bases 1 to 4161 code for a protein of 1386 amino acids. The transcript has a single exon. Gene Ontology annotation, molecular function: nucleic acid binding. The record is from RefSeq and is a predicted model, not a curated record. Lineage: Eukaryota; Metazoa; Arthropoda; Arachnida; Araneae; Uloboridae.
AUGGAAACAUUGGCGAAAGGUAUUAGUGACUUUAUUUACGACGCAGAUCGCGGACUAACAUUCGAUAAAUGGUACACACGGUACGAAGAAACUUUCAAUACCGAUGCAGCUAAAUUGGAUGACGCCGCUAAAGUUAGAUUACUUUUAAGGAAAUUGGAUCUACCGUCGUAUAAUAAAUAUGUCAACUACAUUCUUCCAAAGAAAGUCAAAGAUGUAACAUUUGCCGAUACAGUGAGUCAAUUGAAAUCUAUUCUUAGUCUUAAACAGUCAGUAUUUCACAAAAGAUACAACUGUCUUCAAAUAAAAAAAUCAGACUUCGAUGAUUUCGCCUCAUAUGCAGGCAUUGUAAAUAAAAAUUGCGAGGAUAUUGAAUAUAAUCAAUUGGACAUCGAACAGUUCAAAUGCCUAAUUUUCAUAAGUGGACUAAACGCACCAAAGUAUUAUGAAAUUCGUGCUAGACUGUUACAAUUAAUGGAUAAACAAUCCCCUAAUUCACCAGUUGAUAUUCGCAAACUCGUAGAAGAAUGCCAAACUUUCACUUCAUUAAAAGAAGAUGCAGCCAUGAUACAACAGUGCAGUUCAGCAAAAUCAUCAAUUAAUAAAGUUUCGAACGAUAAAUUAGCAAAAUUUGGCGAGGAAAAAUUUCAAGAAACCCGCAACAAAAGAUCGUCUGCUUCCAAGUUUGACAAAAAGAAAAGCGCAAAGCUUGGUGAAUCAUCGCCAAAUCCACGUAAUGAUAAUCCAAUUAUGCCAAAAUAUCCUUGUUGGUUUUGUGGUGAAAUGCAUUUUGCAAAGAAUUGUAAUUAUUCAAAACAUCAUUGCCAAAAAUGUCACAGAAUCGGGCAUAAAGAUGGAUAUUGUAACAGCGGACGCCAAGCUACUGCGGCUGGACGGAAGAAGAAAGGGAAGUAUUUUUCGCCUAAUACAGAAGCAGUUUUUGCCAUAAAUGAAAUUUCGGUUGAAGAUAAAAGAAAAUACAUUUCCGUGCAAAUAAAUCAUGAAAUGGUCAAACUUCAAUUCGAUACAGCUUCUGACAUUACUAUUAUUUCCGAAGAUACGUGGAAACAAAUAGGAAAACCAACGGCGAACAAAACAAAAUUUUCCGCCAACAGUGCAUCUGGAAAUCUCGUAAAGUUAACCCAUAAAUUUGACUGUCAAAUAACAAUAAAUGACACUACGAAGACUGGGACUUGUUUCGUAACAGAAGUACAAAAUCUUAAUUUAUUUGGAAUUCAGUGGAUCGAACUGUUUGAUUUGUGGGACGUUCCGAUUUCAAGUAUAUGUUGCAGUGUUCGCUCAGUUCCGGACAUUAAUUUUACCCCACAACUUAUGAAGGAAUUUCCUGCAGUAUUUUCAACAGAAUUAGGUCGCUGUACAAAAACAAAGGUGACACUACAAUUAAAGAAAAGUGUUCGACCAGUAUUCAGAAAUAAGAGACCAGUGUCCUAUGCCGCACUUCCCAAAAUUGAAGAAGAGUUAGAUCGGUUGGAAAAGUUAGGAAUAAUUUCGCCAAUUGAUUAUUCAGCAUGGGCAGCUCCUAUCGUAGUCGUCAAGAAGCCAAAUGGGAAAAUACGAAUAUGUGCUGAUUAUUCAACAGGACUGAAUGAUGCACUGGAAACGAACAAGCACCCGUUACCCGUUCCAGAUGAUAUUUUUGCAAACUUAGCUGGAAAUUGCAUUUUCAGUGUGAUAGAUUUAUCUGAAGCAUAUUUUCAAAUUGAAGUAGAUGAAGAUUCGGGUAAAUUGCUCACUAUAAACACUCAUAGAGGACUUUAUAAGUUUAACAGAUUACCCCUAGGAGUGAAACAAGCACCUGGAGAAUUUCAGAAAAUUAUUGAUGCAAUGAUUUCUGGACUUAAAAACACAAGUGCUUAUCUUGAUGACAUAAUGGUUGCAAGCAAAUCUGUUUCUGAGCAUAAAAAGCAAUUAAAUGAACUUUUUGGAAGACUUCAAGAUUACGGUUUUGUCGUUCGUCCAGAAAAAUGUCAACUAUUUUUACCGAAAAUUGAAUUUUUGGGUCACAUAAUUGAUGGCAACGGUCUCCAUCCAAAUCCAAAGAAAAUUCAAGCUAUUAAGGAAAUGCCUCCCCCAAAGAACAUUUCGGAAUUGAGAUCUGUAUUGGGAGCUAUAAAUUAUUAUGGAAAAUUCGUGCCCAGACUACAGAAAAUCAGACAACCAUUAGAUAAUCUGCUUCGGAAAGAUGUUGAGUGGAAAUGGACAAACAAAUGCGAGCGAGUUUUUGAAGAUAUAAAGAAAAUUUUGCUAAGUAACCUUCUUUUAACACACUACAACCCAGAAUUUCCAAUCAUUGUUGCAGCUGACGCUUCAUACACUGGAAUAGGAGCUACUAUUUAUCAUGAAUUUCCAGACGGUUCCAGAAAAGCUGUUUUCCACGCUUCAAGAACUUUGUCGGCUACAGAACAAAAAUACAGUCAGAUAGAAAAAGAAGGACUUGCAUUAAUAUUUGCAGUAACAAAAUUCCAUAAGAUGAUAUACGGGAGAGAAUUUACCCUAGAAACUGACCACCAACCUCUCUUACGCAUCUUUGGAUCACCAAAAGGCAUUCCAACUCAUACUGCAAACAGACUUCAAAGAUGGGCUUGCACAUUAUUGGCCUACAAUUUCAAAAUUAGAUAUAUUUCCACGGAUUCUUUCGGCUACGCGGACAUUUUAUCAAGACUAAUUAAUUCAAAAAUUCAACCCGAGGAAGAAAUUGUCAUCGCUUCAGUUCAUUUGGAAACAACAGUAAAUCAAAUUUUGGAUAACUCAGUUGAAGCAGUGAACAUAACAAACAAGCUUAUUCAGGCUGAAAUUAAAAAAGAUAAAAUAGCUCAACAAGUAAUAGAAUUUCUUGAACAUGGUUGGCCUUCUCAGAAAAAUAAAAUUCCAGAAGAAUUGAAACCAUAUUUUAACAGAAGAGAGUCCCUCUCAGUUGUAAAAGGAUGCCUAAUGUUAGGUGAACGCGUCUUUAUUCCAGAGAAAUUCCGAUGCAGAAUUCUAAAAGAGCUGCAUAAUGGACAUCCUGGAAUGGAACGCAUGAAAUCAUAUGCUAGAAGUUAUGUAUUUUGGCCUUCUUUGGAUAAAGACAUCGAAAAUUACGUUAAGAGAUGUCAUCCAUGCCAAAUUUCUAGAAAGUCACCCACCAAAACAUUACUGCAUUCUUGGCCAUUAGCAAAAGAACCAUUUGAAAGAGUACACGUCGAUUAUGCAGGGCCUAUAGAAGGUUAUUAUUUCCUGCUUAUUAUCGAUGCACAUAGCAAAUGGCCAGAAAUUUUUACGACAAAAUCUAUUUCUGCACCGGCAACUGUAAAAUUUAUGGAAGAAACUUGUGCCAGAUAUGGAGUACCGAAAACAAUAGUCUCUGACAACGGUAAACAGUUCACCAGUCAUCUUUUUGAUCAUUUUUGUAAACAAAAUGGUAUCCAGCAAAGUACAACACCUCCUUAUCAUCCUCAAUCAAAUGGACAAGCAGAGAGAUUUGUAGACACUUUCAAAAGAGGAAUUAAGAAAAUUCAACAAGGAGGAGACCUUCAAUCAGCUGUAAAUACAUUUUUGUUCACUUACCGGUAUACACCAAAUAAAUACAUUGGAAACAAAUCACCGGCCGAGUUGAUGCUGGGAAGAAAAUUAAGAACUGUCCUGGACUUGGUUCGUCCAUCUGAAAAUACAGCUGCCAGGAUCAAUGAAAAGCAAAAUUCUCAAUUUAACAGGCACCAUGGAGCAGAAAAUAGAAACUUCAAGGAAGGCGAUUUAGUAUAUGCUAAAGUGUACCUAAAUAAUACCUGGAAAUGGGAACCAGGGAAAAUAAUCGAACGUAAAGGGAAUGUACUUUACAACGUAUUUCUCGAAUUAAAUGACAUAGUACGACUCAUCCGUUCCCAUGCUAAUCAGCUACGCCUCCGGUAUGACGACACAGUAACACGUUCUAACUCCAAGGUCUUAACUGAAGAGUUCAGAACAACCGAACGGCCUGAUCAGGAAACGUGGUUCAAUUUCGUUACUGCCGACCGAUCAGAAAUCGAUGAAUCUCUCCUGAAUGAGUUUUCUUCCUCAUCUGAUGCCGGGAGAGCUGAUCCAUCUGUAGCGGCAGUACCGAACAGAGUCAGACCACAAAGAGCCAGAAAACUGCCUCAAAAAUACAAGGACUUCGUCAUGUCCUAA